AUCCGAACCGUUUCCUACAUCCUAAAGUUGGGAUUAAAUUUAUAUUCCUCAUACUAUAAUUACUUAACCAUCCUGUUCAUGGCGUCAUGUGUGAUCGCCUGACAGCCCGGUAAUUAGUAGAUGUUGAUAGUAAUUGUGAUAACUUAGACAGAUGCACGGUUGUCUUAAUUCCUAACAAGUUUUACUACGUCUGUCUCAAUUCAAACCUGUGGCUUUUUAUGUUCAUGGUGAGUGCAUCGCGAGAAAUAGUAACAUACUUUGUGGCUUAACAGUUCGUGCAGUUGUAUUUUAAUCUUAUUCAUAGCUUCUCAAUUUGCCCCACCUAAUGACUUUUGGCCAUCAAUGUAAUGGUCAUAACUCAGAAAGUAUUCCUACUAAUUUAGUGCUUGCAAAUAGUAGUAACAGAGUUAUUUUUUAUGCUUAUAAAUCUAGUAGUAAAUAUCCGGUAAAGAAGUACACCUGUCCGAUUCAGAUUAAAUGUCUUUCUUGUAAGCAUGAAGAAAAUACUACUCUAGGUAAGUGACCUAUUACUUUACAACUCACCUUUAUAGUUUUUGAUUCAUUGGAUCUUACGUCUGAAAUGAACAGUCCCAUCAAUUUGAGUCCUAUUGCUUUGGAUUGUGAAAUGGUUGGGGUUGGACUCAAAAAUUCUAGUGCUUUAGGACGCAUUAGUAUUGUUGACUAUGAGGGAGAAGUUUUAUGUGACGUCAUAGUUAAACCUGAAGGAGAAAUUUGUGAUUAUCGCACAAAAUGGAGUGGAAUACGUGAAGAAGAUAUGUCUCGUGCAAUACCUUAUUCCUAUGUUCGAGAGCGCGUUGAAAAAAUCAUACAUAAUCGUAUUGUAGUAGGUCAUAUGCUGAAGAAUGACUUCGCCGUAUUAAAUAUGAAGCACCCUCCUCAUUUGGUACGUGACACUUGUAGGGUCCCAUAUCCUAAGUUGCUUGCUGGUUUUUCCACGAAACCUCAAAUUGGCCUAAGAGCCCUUACUCUCCGGCUUUUCGGCAUUAAUAUUCAAAAUACUGAACAUUGUUCAAUUGAAGAUGCUCGUGCAUCAAUGGCAAUUUAUCGUUUAGUUAAAGAUAUAUGGGAAGAGGAUUUACUUAAAACAAAUUUAAAAGAAAACAAUUUUUAAAGCAUCAUUCUAAUGAUCAUUAUAAAUCCAUAUGUUCAAGAAGAUAUAACAUCGUCAUCAUCAUUAUCAUAGAAACGUUUGAUAGUUUUUUCUUUCUAAUUUGUAUAUAUUUCAAAAGAGUAUCAUAUAAAAUCAAUCAGUCAUAUAUCAAUGUUGGAUAAUAUUCAUAACAUUUAUGUUAACAUUAAUGUAUCGGAAAACAAAUCCCUUCACUAUUGAACUUAUUUGAUAAGAAUAUAAAAUUAUUUUGUUUUUUUGUUUUUUCUGAUGGAAUUCUUUCCACGUUAUUUGUAACAAAAU
This is a messenger RNA of Schistosoma margrebowiei, 1432 nucleotides long. NCBI's taxonomy places the organism in Eukaryota, Metazoa, Platyhelminthes, Trematoda, Strigeidida, Schistosomatidae. The record is from the annotation of a GenBank genome assembly.